Messenger RNA from Brienomyrus brachyistius, 3500 nucleotides. Its product is annotated as prospero homeobox protein 1-like. The record is from RefSeq and is a predicted model, not a curated record. Gene Ontology annotation, cellular component: nucleus. Bases 413 to 2758 code for a protein of 781 amino acids. The transcript has 6 exons. Gene Ontology annotation, molecular function: DNA-binding transcription factor activity, RNA polymerase II-specific; RNA polymerase II cis-regulatory region sequence-specific DNA binding. Gene Ontology annotation, biological process: regulation of transcription by RNA polymerase II. Lineage: Eukaryota; Metazoa; Chordata; Actinopteri; Osteoglossiformes; Mormyridae.
UCCUCUAUAUCCGCCGGACAAUUCUUAUUGGUAGGUGAAAAUGUUACAUCACAAUGAUUAUGACGCGCCGUCUUCCUGUUUCCUUCAGCGGCGUCUUAAAGUGAAUCUUGUUGGUGGGAGCGCGCCUCAGCCGCAGCUCUGCCCUGCUCGUCUCCAAGAGAAAUACACUUUCAGUCCAGAAAGGAGAGCGGCGCAAAAGAGCCUCUCUCCUCCUCUCUGCUCCUCUCUCACGCUCAGCAAGCGUCGCUCCCUCGCUAAGAGAAAUUGCAAUAUUCAUCACCAGGCGAGCAGCCCUCCGUGUCCUUUCUCUUUCAUCAGCGAAGAAGCUCGAUUUUCCUCUCAUUUGGUCCCAGGAUUGUCGAGCUGUGCCCAGCUGACAGGCUUUUGAGGAUGGAGCAAUAGCAGCCCAGUGAUGCCUGACCAUGACAGCGUAGCCCUCUUAAGCAGACAAGCCAAGAGACGAAGAGUUGACAUUGGCGUGAAAAGGACUGUAGGGACAGCGUCUGCGGAUUUCACUCGAGCGAAAGCAGCCGUGUUCAGUGCCAUGAAUCCCCACAGCUCCGAGCAGGACGUCGAGUGUUCGGUGGUGCAGCACGCGGACGGGGAGAAGUCCAACGUGCUCCGCAAGCUGCUGAAGAGGGCAAACUCGUACGAGGAUGCCAUGAUGCCCUUCCCCGGCGCCACCAUCAUCUCCCAGCUCCUGAAGAACAACAUGAUGAAGAACGGCGGCAGCGAGUCCAGCUUCCAAGGAGGUGGGCUUUCCGGCACGGGCUCCGAGAUCCACCAGGAGGACGCUUGCAGUAACUCUUCCCAGGAGUGCCUCUCGCCUUUCGGCCGGCCGGCCACCAGCCAGCUGGAUGUGGAGCGGCUCAGCGACGAGCACCUGAGGGCCAAGCGCGCCCGAGUGGAGAACAUCAUCCGCGGCAUGAGCCACUCACCCAGCGUGGCUGUGCGCACCGGUGAGCAUGAGCGGGAGGGGCCGCCCCAGCCGCCCGGAAGUCCGCGCGAGAGCUACCGCGAGAACAAGCGCAAGCAGAAGCUGCCCCAGCAGCAGCAGAGCUUCCGGCAGCUGGUGUCGGCGCGCAAGGAGCAGAAGCACGAGGAGCGCCGUCAGCUGAAGCUGCAGCUGGAGGACAUGCAGAAGCAGCUGCGGCAGCUGCAGGAGAAGUUCUACCAGAUCUAUGACAGCACCGACUCGGAGAACGACGAGGACGGGAACCUCUCGGAGGACAGCCUGCGCUCCGACAGCGCUGAGCGCCAAGGGCAGGACAUGACGACCGACCGCUCCGACAACGAGAUUUCUGACUUGGACCCCGGGCACUUUCUAGACCGCGCCCGGGCCCUACUGCAGGAGCAGGCCUUGAUAGGCGAGGGCGACAAGCAAAAGCGCGACGGGAUGCGGGCAAAGGGCCAGGGGCCGCCCUCCAUGCACGCGGAAGGGAAACAGCUGGCCGAAACCCUCAAGCAGGAGCUUAACACGGCCAUGUCCCAGGUGGUGGACACCGUCGUGAAGGUCUUCUCCAAGCCCUCGCGCCCGGUUCCUCAGGUCUUUCCACCCCUCCAGUUGCCUCAGGACCGCUUCGCGGUGAAUGGAGAGAACCCCAACUUCCAUACAGCCAAUCAGAGGCUACAGUGCUUCAGUGAUGUCAUCAUUCCCAACCCCCUGGAUUCCUUUGCCAGCCUCCAGGUCUCCAGUUCCAACGACCAGACGGAAGCCUUGCCUCUGGUGGUCCGGAAAAACUCCUCCGACCACCAGUCCUCCUCAGUGGGCCCUCAUGGCACCCACCACCACCCAUCUCUGCACCCAUCCCCGCUGAGUGCUGCUAGCAUGGGCUUCACCUCUCCAUCUUUCCGGCACCCUUUUCCACUUCCUCUCAUGGGGUACCCUUUCCAGAGCCCUUUAGGCGCUCCGUCGACUGGCUACCCCGGCAAGGACAGGUCCUCUCCGGAGUCCCUGGACCUGUCCAGGGAAACCACCAGCCUGCGGACCAAGAUGACUUCCGGUCACCUGCACCACCAUCGUUCCCUCUCGCCAUCGCAUCCAGCCAGUACCACUGAGGGUCUGUCCUUGUCGCUCAUUAAAUCUGAGUGCGGGGACCUUCAGGACAUGUCUGACAUCUCUCCAUAUUCAGGAAGUACAAUUCAGGAAGGGCUUUCACCUAAUCACUUGAAGAAGGCCAAGCUGAUGUUCUUUUACACCAGAUACCCCAGCUCCAACAUGCUGAAGAUGUUCUUCUCUGACGUGAAGAUGAGGCAGCAAGAGGUUGGCGCUCCCGGCAGCCCCCACACCCCUGUGCCCAAUGGAGGUCUCAUCCCUGCAGCCAGGCCGCGUUCUCCCAUCCGAGGGUCCAGGGGUCCACCUUCACAGAGCCUCCUGUUCAACAGGUGCAUCACCUCCCAGCUCAUCAAGUGGUUCAGCAACUUUCGCGAGUUCUACUACAUCCAGAUGGAGAAAUUCGCCCGGCAGGCCAUUGGUGAUGGCGUGACCAGUGCGGAGGAGAUGACCGUGAGCCGUGACUGCGAGCUCUUCCGCGCCCUCAACAUGCACUACAACAAGGCCAACGAUUUUGAGGUUCCGGAGCGAUUCCUGGAGGUGGCGCAGAUCACGUUACGGGAGUUUUUCAACGCCAUCAUCGCCGGCAAGGAUGUCGAUCCUUCCUGGAAGAAGGCCAUCUACAAGGUCAUCUGCAAGCUGGACAGCGAGGUCCCCGAGAUCUUUAAAUCCCCCAACUGUCUGCAAGAGCUCCUGCAUGAGUAAAGACUUAACAUCUAUUCAUUUUUUUUUUCUUCUUCUGUUCCUCUGAACAUAUGAAGUAGCAUUCCUGAGAUGAAGAUAUUUGACUAGACCAGGCUACUUUGGAGCAAGCUAACCUUUCCCUCCUUGAUUCCUUCCUCGGAAAGAAAAAAAACUUUCAGGACCUUUUUUUUUUUUUAUUUUUUACUUGGCGGUGUGAGUCCCGUCCCCCCACCCUCACCCGGGAUGAUUGCCGAUGGGAUGAUCGCUCUUUCCGCAGACACUGGGCAAUCUUAAUCGGUAACCUGCUGAGCUGAAAUUCCCUUUAUUACCGGGAUGGCUCUGUUUCCCUAACAGACACAGAGGGCGUGUGAGGGUUUCAUGUGAAAUAGGGCAUUACAUUUAUAGAUUGUAUAGAUGUAAUUAUUUAUUAUUACUAUUCCCAUCAUCAUGAUUACUAUUAUUAGUCAGGAGGCGUGGCGGCUGAAUGGGUCGAGUCGCUGCCUCAUACCUCCAUGGCUGGGUGUGAAUCUUGCCCCCGCUCUGCGUGUGGAGUUUGCAUGUUCUCCCGUGUCACACAGGUUACCUCCCGCGGUCCAAAGACAUGCAGUUAGACUAAUUUCCAUCCAUAAAUUGCCUGUCGUGUGUGUGUGUGUGUGUGUGUGUGUGUGCGCGUGCGUGCGUGCGUCCUGUCUCAGAGGGGGGGUACGUCUACCAUGUGCCCUAUGCUGCUUGAGAUAGGUUCCAGGGACCCCCCCCCCCCCCC